AUGAACUCCUACCUCGUAGUCUUCAAGCCCGCCUCGGACGGCGCACACGCCGAGGACAGCGCCAUCAACGACCUCGCGAGCAAGGUCGAGGGAUCGGGCGGGAGCAUCAAGCAUCGGUAUAACUCGAGGGUUAUGAGGGGGUUUGCGGGGACUAUGAGCGAGGAGACCAAGGGCGAGUUGGAGAAGCACCCGGGAGUCAAGUUCAUCGAGCCCGACCAGGCUGUCUCGACGCAGUAG
Molecule: messenger RNA, 237 nt
Organism: Rhodotorula toruloides NP11
Lineage: Eukaryota; Fungi; Basidiomycota; Microbotryomycetes; Sporidiobolales; Sporidiobolaceae
Product: peptidase S8 family protein
Exons: 3
Coding region: 1-237 (78 amino acids)
Source: RefSeq, a predicted model, not a curated record